AAUCCCCACUUUUUACAACCAGAACCAGUCGUUGUGAGAAUUUCACCGUGAAUACUUGUCCCUAAUAAAAAAAUUUUAUUUUAAAAUACAUAAAAUUAAAUUAAAAAAAAUUAAUAAGUGAAUUCUAUAAAAAAUAUUAUCCCUUAAAAAAACUAAUAAUGUUUAAAUAAAAUUUUUUUUUCAAAAUCUAUAAAUAAAAUUGGAGUUCGCGCUUUGUCUUUCGUACGAAUCGGGGGUGUGAUUCUAUAAAAAAAGAAGUAAUAAUAAUAAUAAUAAAACUAAAUAAAGAAAACCAGGAAACGAGCCUCGAAAAUAAGUCAAUAAUGAGGGACAUGGCGGGUAAAAUAUCAGAGCUUAAAUUCGAAGCACCUCUUGCACGUUUUGAAGAAGAAGAUACAGCGACAUUAAAAAAUAUGAAUUUAUUAACAGAACAGUUGCUUGACGCUAGUAUGGAUAUUAAUUACGGUGAAAAUUGCAACGCAAAUGAGCCGACACAUGAAACAACAACAACAACAACGACAGAUAUAUUGCAAGAAGGUACUUUCAGUCCGUUUAGUGGGAGUCUCGAGGAUCUUGUAAAUACAUUUGAUGAGAAAAUAACAUCUUGCUUUCGAGAUUAUGCUACUGAUGUUGAAACUCUUGCUCCAGUCCAAGUAAGGACACAAGAAGAGAUAAUGAACGAAUGCCAGAUGUGGUGGACAAUUACUGGUACAUUUGGAAGUAUUUUACCAAUUGAUUGGAGUAAAUCAUAUGCUAGAAAAAUGCAUAUGCCGUCUCUUAAUCUUAAUGAGCCAUCAGUUGAAUCAAUGGAAAAACCUGAAUUAGAAGAUUUAAGUAGCGAAGACGAAGCUGUUGCGACUGAUUUAGAUAUGCAUGCAUUAAUAUUAUCAAGUAGUACAGACGCAACACAUAGUCCUGAAGAGCCAUUAAAAACAGCUGAAGAAGUGUUACGUGAAAUUGAUGAUAUCAUGCAGGAAAGCCCAUCAAUGGAAAGGUCACCCGAUACUGACGGAUCGAUGUUAGAUACUGAUGAAGUAUUGGAACGUAGUCGCGAAGUACUCGGCUCACCACUUUAUGAAAAAAAACUGAAACAAUUGUCAUCGAAUGAAUUGAUUGGAUUGUUGGGUGAAAUGGAAGCACUUGUCGGUGCAUUGAGCGAAACAUUAAUUGCCGAAUUGGCAUUGCGCGAUGAAUUAGAAUUCGAAAAAGAAUUGAAGAAUCAAUUCAUAUCUUUAUUACUCGCUGUACAAAAUCGACGUAGACAACAUCAUGUUACUAAAAAACGGGGCAAUGGCACCAGUCCCUUACCACAGCAUAGAUCAUUACAGGAAUCUAAGUAUCUUACUACCGUCAUACCAUAUCAUACAGACAAUGGGCCCCCAAAUAAUCAAGCGCUCCAGGUUUUAAUUAAAAUACUGAAAGCCAUUAAUGAAGACAGUCCAACAGUCCCUACAUUAUUAACUGACUACAUUUUGAAAGUUUUGUGUCCAACUUAAUGGGGCCAUUGGUUGGUUUAAUUAAAAAAAAAUGAUUGAAAAAAAUACGAUAAUAAAUAAUUAUUAAAAAAUGGAUUAAAUAUAAAACUUCUUGCCAUUUUGUGCUUGCAACCAUUGUUGUACUGCAUUUACAAUUUAUCAAACCAACAUAUAUAUUUAUAUAUAUUUGCUUUGUUCCGCUAUGUAUUAUCAUUAUAAAUUAUUUAUUUUUAAGAUACAUAAUAAUAUUCUCACACAGUUUUUUUUAUCGUUCAUUUCGAGUCAAAAUUAUUAUUAUUGCGUGAGUAUUAUUAUUAUUAGUAUAGAAAAUAUUUUUUUAAAUUUAAAAAAAAAAUGAAAAAAAACUUUGUGAGAAUAUCAGCUCAAAAAUAUUCUCUAAGUUUGCCACACGAUGCUCUUUUCUAGUCUUUCGUUUACGCUUUAAAAAAAUGUAUUAUACUGCUUUUUUUUUUAAUUAUUUAAAAAAAAAAAAUUAGUAAUUUUUAUAUUUCAAACGUUAAAAUUAUUUGUAUGCAUGAUAAUAAUUAUUAUUAUUAAAAAAAUAAUCGAAUAAUAAAUGUGACAAAAAUAUUGCAAUACGCACUUAUAUUAAAAAAAAAAAAUGAUUACAUAUAAGUAUUAUUUAUAUAUUCAGUUUUUGUUUAUAUAUAAUCAAACUAUUAUUUUUAAAAAAUAUAUACAUAUAUAUAUUUUGUUUUUUAUAUACAAUUGAAUUCGAAUUAAAUGUAAAUAUUUAUUAAAUUACGUUAUGUCAUAAUUAUAAAUAAACAAAAUAACCAUUUUUUUUUCAUACGCUUUGUGGUAAAGAUACGUGUGAUCAAUAUAAAAAAACACAGCUGAUAUUAUACAGUAGUUAAGUUUAUAUUAGCUUUAGUGUCUCGAAAAGGGUCGGGCAAAAUGGAGACGCUGAGAAAAUUUUUAUCUUCAUUGGGCUGAAUAUUUUAUUCUUUUGUUAAUUUAAAAAAAAAUGAGGGAAAUUUUUUAUUCCUAUGGGAAAAAAAAUUUUUAUUUCAAACAUCCCCAGAUAGCAAAAUGCCGCCUUGAUGAGUUCUAAAUGAGUUUCUAUUUAUGAUUUGGACGCCCGAUAAAACAAGAUUUUAUACAAUUGUAUAAAAUUAUAUACAAAAAAUGGCCCGAUCCAAUUGUAUACAACUGUAUAGAAAUUGUAUAAAAUUCAAUACAAAUUGUAUGCAAGUCUAUAUAAUUAUAUACAAUUUUAUACAAAUUAUAUACAAUUCUAUAUAAUUGUAAUAUAUAGAAUUGUAUACAAUUUGUAUAAAAUUGCAUAUAAUUAUAUAGAAUUGUAUAGAAUUGUAUACAAUUUCUAUACAAAUUGUAUACAAUUGGAUCGGGCCAUUUUUUCUAUCCAAUUAUAUAAAGUCUAUAUAUAAUUGUAUAAAAUCUUUUUUCAUCGGGCAUCUUAUCAACAUCUUGAAGAAGUCUUUAAGAAGUUCUCAAGAUUUCGAAUGAGCCACCUAGCGAACUCAGUAAGACGUCUUUAAAAAGAGUUCUUUAUUUUGACUUCGCAAAUAAGACCAGUAUAAAUUUACCAUGACGUCUUAAGGAGCUCCUAAUUUUGACUUCAAAGAAGUUAAAAAAGAAUAGAUUUAAACGUCACAAAACUGACGUCUUAUUAAUGGAGACUUCAAAAACUCUUAAUUAAGAGUUCUUAAAAAUGGCACCUUUAAGAAGUAAUUAUAAAACUUCUUGAGGACGCCUUCAAAACGACGUCGUGAAGCUGUCAUUCAGACUUAAAAGCUGUUUGGGACGGUAUUUCUAAACAAUAAGUUUUGGACUUUACACGGUUUUAAAAGAUACGUUGAUUGAGAAAAAAAUUUUGGAGUUCCCUAUUUUGCAGAAAGUAACCCACUUUGUCCGGCCCUGUAAUUAUAUAUCAGUGUGUUAAAAAAAAAAUAAUUAUGAUGAUAAACAAUAAAUAUUGUUUAAUUGCGCUGUAACAUUAUAAAAAAUAUAUGAAACCUGACAUUCAAAAUUUUAUUAAGUUUCAUUUUUUUGAAAAUUUAUUUCAUUAUAAUUUAUAAGUGUAAGCCUUAAAAUAUAACAAAGAAUAUCAAUUUGGUGGUUUUGUAAUGUUUUAAAAAUUUUUUGAGACUGAUAUUAAAUUGCAAUAAUUAAAAAUUUUAUUAUUAUAUAUAAUUACCAUUACUAAUGAUAUUCUUUAUUUAAUUUGAAUAUUUAGUGAAUUUUGAUCGUACUAAAAAAUUAUUAGCGCUUACAACAUUUCGGAAUGUCAAGUCUCAUUUAUCAUCACGCUCUGCCAUUUUGAAUAAAUAAAAAUCAUUAAAGAAAAAUU
This is a messenger RNA of Microplitis mediator, 3810 nucleotides long. RefSeq names its product fasciculation and elongation protein zeta-2 (gene Unc-76). The record is from RefSeq and is a predicted model, not a curated record. Gene Ontology annotation, cellular component: axon; cytoplasm. The transcript has 8 exons. NCBI's taxonomy places the organism in Eukaryota, Metazoa, Arthropoda, Insecta, Hymenoptera, Braconidae. The coding region runs from base 324 to 1496 and encodes 390 amino acids.